CAGUCAUUUGUGCUUAAGAUUGUCUCCAGUUUAACUUCUCAAAAUGGCAUUUAGUUUUGUGAUAGUGUUUUUUCUCCUUGGUACUGUGGAAGCUUAUAUAAACAUGGCAAUGUAUAGACAACAGAUCUUAGAUCACCAUAAUCAAGUUCGUCGGAUGGAGCCUUCUUCUAACAUGCAAAAGCUGACAUGGAACACACAGCUUGAGAACGAAGCUACAAUGUGGGCAAGCCAAUGUAUGUUUGACCAUCAACAACUUGGUCGUGGGGAGAAUUUGGCAAUGCACACUGCUCCAUGGGACUAUCCAAGACUUAUUUCAGUUGGAAUUCAAAUGUGGGCUGAUGAAAAGAGACAAUAUACAUAUGGUAGUUCUGGAUUUUCACAGGCGACGGGCCAUUAUACACAGAUGGUGUGGGCUGAUACUACUCAGGUCGGCUGUGGAAUGACCAGAUGUCCGAGUUUGUCCAUGGGAGGAGGUACUCCUAUGCAGAAUGCCUGGUUCUUAGUUUGCUUUUAUAAUCCAGCUGGUAAUUAUAUUGGACAAUUGCCAUUCAAACAAGGUCAAUCGUGUUCCAUGUGUGGUAGAGGACAGUAUUGUGACCAAGGUCUUUGUUCCAGUACUCCAGGAUCUCCAUCUACAGGACCUUACCCUCAAGGAGGCGGUGCUCCUGGUGGUGCUGGUGGUCAUGGUGCUGGUGGCCAUGGUGCUGGUGGUCAAGGAGCUGGUGGUCAAGGAGCUGGUGGCCAUGGUGCUGGUGGUCAAGGAGCUGGUGGUCACGGUGCUGGAGGUCACGGUGCUGGUGGUCACGGUGCUGGUGGUCAGGGUGCUGGUGGUCAAGGUGCACCAAGCGGUCAUGGAGCUGGAGGUCACGGUGGUCAAGGUGCUAGUGGUCACGGUGCGGGAGGUCACGGUGCUGGAGGUCAAGGUGGUCAAGGUGCUGGUGGUCACGGUGCUGGAGGUCAAGGUGGUCAAGGUGCUGGUGGUCACGGUGCUGGAGGUCACGGUCAAGGUGCACCAAGCGGUCAUGGUGCUGGUGGUCACGGUGCUGGAGGUCAGGGUGGUCAAGGUGCACCAAGUGGUCAUGGUUCUGGUGGUCACGGCGGUGGCCAUGGUGGUCAAGGUGCUGGUGGUCAUGGUGCUGGUGGUCAUGGUGCUGGUGGUCAAGGUGCUGGUGGUCAAGGAGCACAAUCUCCUGUUAUUAGCGGCGGACCUGGUAUGCCAAAAAUAGAAUUUGUUAAUGGAUUCCCUGUUAUAACACUCGGUGGAAACCCCGCUGCUUCUCCUGCUGGUGGACAAUCUCCUGGUGGUGGACAGUCACCCGCUGGUGGACAAUCUCCUGCUGGUGGACAUGCUCCUGGUGGUGGACAUGCUCCUGGUGGUGGACAAUCUCCUGCUGGCGGACAAUCUCCUGGCGGAAUGGGAGGCUCACUCGUCAGUAAAACACCAGGUGGUACAAUAAACAUAAUGGAUUUCCUAGGUGGCCUUUCACCAAAACCUAACGCAGGACCAGCGUGUAGAGACAGACAGCCUUGGUGUGCAACAUGGGCUGAGUUAUGUCUGGAUCCAACACAUUCUAGAAAAAUGAACUCACAGUGUGCUCAAACAUGUGGAAAAUGUCCACCCACUGCUGGAGGAGGGCCACCAUGCAUCGAUGCUGUUGAAGGUUGUAUGUUUUGGAAACAAAUAGGAAUGUGUCAAGUACCAUUUUACCAAACGUAUAUCAAGGAGACUUGUGCUUUAACAUGUAACAUGUGCUGAAUUAAACUGAAAGAAUUCCAAAACGUUUACAGUAUCUCUACAAAUGUCCCAUGAAAGACUAGAAUGCAUCCAAGUAGUGCAACGUGUUGGUGUUGAGACGGGACGUGUUUUGCUGGCAAAAUUGAUCUCAUGUUAAUGAAUUCCUCGAGUGGCAGAGGAAAAUGACUAUGUUGUGAUUUGUGUUAUAUUUUUGUACAAUAGAUGAUAUGUUUCCAAUAAAUUAUUUUAUAUUUGU
This is a messenger RNA of Mytilus trossulus (common blue mussel), 1991 nucleotides long. Its product is annotated as loricrin-like. The coding region runs from base 44 to 1756 and encodes 570 amino acids. Lineage: Eukaryota; Metazoa; Mollusca; Bivalvia; Mytilida; Mytilidae. The record is from RefSeq and is a predicted model, not a curated record. The transcript has 6 exons. Gene Ontology annotation, cellular component: extracellular region.